Molecule: messenger RNA, 1935 nt
Organism: Aspergillus fischeri NRRL 181
Lineage: Eukaryota; Fungi; Ascomycota; Eurotiomycetes; Eurotiales; Aspergillaceae
Product: putative pyruvate carboxylase
Exons: 1
Coding region: 1-1935 (644 amino acids)
Molecular function (GO): ATP binding; metal ion binding
Source: RefSeq, a predicted model, not a curated record
AUGAAAAAACUCCUGAUAGCCAACAGAGGCGAGAUCGCAGUGCGCAUCUUGCAAGCUGCCCGCGAGCUUUCACCCCCGGUCCAGACCGUCGCCUUGUCGACCCCCAACGACACAUCGCAUUGUCUCCUGGGCCACCCCGACCAGACCAUCUCGCUCCCCUCUGCAGCCUCCUAUCUCGACAUAUCUCUGCUCGCGCAAAUCUGCCAGAGACAUGCCAUCGACACUGUCCACCCAGGCUACGGCUUCCUCAGCGAAUCGCCCGAGUUCGCUCGCCGCAUGCACCAGAUUGGGGUGACUGUCAUCGGACCAGGGGCCGAGAUCCUCGAGCAAACAGGCGACAAACUGCAAGCCAAAGCGCUCGCUACGUCCUGCGGCGUACCAGUUCUGCCAUCCCAUUCCGCGCAAUCUCUCGACGAGAUCCGCGCGUUCGUCGAGAACGUGGGAUACCCCGUCAUGAUCAAAGCAGUCGACGGAGGCGGCGGACGGGGCAUCCGGCUGAUCCACCAGCACCAAGCAUCCGAGCUGGCAAACCUGGUAGCAAGAGCGCGGAGCGAAUCCCCCUCGCAGACCGUCUUCGUCGAAAAGGCCGCCGUGGACGGCUUCCACCACGUCGAGGUACAGGUCCUCGGCGACGGGACAGGGACCGUCCACCAUCUGCAUGAACGAGACUGCAGUGUGCAGCGACGGUUCCAGAAGAUCGUCGAAUGUGCUCCGUCUCUUCUGGACCGGUCGAUUAUUGAGAAAGUCAGUGAGGCGGCGCUGCGCAUCGCCCGCACCAUCCGGUACCGAUCACUCGGCACGUUCGAGUUCCUCGUCAGCGAGCGCACGUCGGAUUUCUACUUCCUCGAGAUCAAUCCCCGGCUGCAGGUCGAGCAUACCAUCACCGAGGCCGUGACGGGGGUGGAUCUCGUUCAGGCGCAGCUGCGAUUAGCCCGGGGAGAACCCCUACCGCAAAUCCUGGCUGAGUCUAUUCCAACACCCUCAGCACGAUCCAUCCAACUCCGCCUCUGCGCUGAAGACCCCAGCGCCAACUUCGCGCUGAGCAUCGGCAAAAUCACCGACUUCUUCGUGCCACCCGGCCACGGCGUCCGCGUCGACACGCACCUCUCCCCGCCAGUAACCGUCGCCUCAGACUUUGACAACCUCCUCGCGAAAAUCAUCGUCACAGCCUCGAGCUGGGAGGCCGCUGUGCGAAAGGCGCGGCGCGUGCUGAGCGAUACCCGUAUCGAAGGCGUCAAGACGAACCUGCCCCUGCUCCGGGGGAUUGUCUCGUCCGAGGACUUUCUAGCGGGGAGGGUCGACACGCAGUGGCUGGAGAGGAAUCUUCCGGCUGUCCUGGGAAUGGGCGAACGCAUCUCCGCCUCGCUUGUCUCGGUUCACCAACCGUCCCAACCGGCGUUACAGCUACCGACAUCCUCCCUCCUCUUCCGCCGCGGCGAUGCAUGGAGCAUCUCCCUCUCCCCUCUAGCCCUAUCCCCGACGUCAAAAGAAGAGGCUGAAACCAGACACCACCUGCGUCUCUCCCGCGUCCUCCGCAAUGACUUUCCCUCCUCCCUAACCGCCGAGAUCGAGUAUACCACGCCAUCGGCGUCAACUCCAUACAAACUCCACCUCGCAGCCACAGGCGCAAAUACAACAGCUAGCGCCCUCGUCUCGGGCCAUCGUCGCGGUGACCCGUCCAACCCGCGGCAUAUCGUGCUCCCGCUGUCUGGGAAGUUGAUCGAGGUGCUGGUGAAGCCUGGUGAGACCAUCGCGCAAGACCAGGUUGUUGCGUUUGUGAAGCAGAUGAAGAUGGAGCUGGAGGUGAGGAGUCCGCGGGCGGGACGUGUAAAGUGGGUAUUUGAGGUGAGGGAUGGGGAGGAGGAUGUGGUUGAGGGGAUGUUACUCGUCGAACUCGAUACUGUCUCUGUGGGUGUGACUAAGGGGAAGCUUUGA